Molecule: messenger RNA, 6322 nt
Organism: Phalacrocorax carbo (great cormorant)
Lineage: Eukaryota; Metazoa; Chordata; Aves; Suliformes; Phalacrocoracidae
Source: RefSeq, a predicted model, not a curated record
UUCUUGGUAUUGCUGCAGCUAUUUAACAGCUGGAGGGAAUUACAAGCAUACUUAUGUCAGGUUAGGUUGUCCUCAUGAUCCGUCUGUGUGAUCACAGCAUCCAAGCAGCAAAGGUGGAGAGAAGGGCUAUGCUAUCUGACAUUAAGUAUGGGCAAAAAGACAUCAUUAGCUUCCGCUCCAGAACAGCAGCCGCAGCCUCGCCCCUAUCAAGGUGUCCGUGUCAAAGAGCCAGUGAAAGAGCUAUUGAAAAGGAAACGGGGAAAUGUUCAAAAUGCCAGUGCAACGGCAGGUACAACGGUUGUUUUGCCCCAUCAGCCACUUCCUUCCUAUUCACCAAUGGGCCAGCCUUGCAUUGAUAUGGAUGUUGCUGCCUCUGCAUUGCCUGUCACAGAUGAAGGAGCACUGUGUUCUGGCUGGAUCUCCCAGCCCUCUCCCACAUCGUUACAACCUUUAACUCAGUGGACCACUUACCCUGAUUAUGUGUCCCACGAAGCAGUCAGCUGUCCAUACACAGCAGAUAUGUAUGUUCAGCCUAUGUGUCCCAGUUACACACUGGUUGGACCUUCAUCUGUUCUGACUUAUACUUCUCAACCGCUGAUCACCAAUUUUGCACCCCGAAGCACCACCCCCGCUGUAGUGCCUCAGCUCGAGGUGACGGAUCAGCAGCCACCCCUCACAUACUUCCCAUGGGCACAGCCCCUCUCUGCACUGCCAGCCUCCACUUUGCAGUACCAGCCAGCUUCUUCCACGCUUUCGGGGCCGCAGUUUGUGCCCUUGCCAAUCUCCAUUCCUGAACCAGCCCCCCAGGAGCUGGAGGAUGCCAGACGAGUCAUCGGCACACUGCCUAUUGAGAAGCUGCUUCUAGAAGAUGAAGACAAUGAUACAAUUCUACAUAUUUAUGCAGCUAAAGGUAUGAGGGCGUAUACAUUGGCAGCUGCAGAGCGCAUGAAACUGCUGCGAAGACUUGAUGCCAAGGAACACAGAGGAAAGACUCCUCUGCUGGUGGCCGUCACUGCCAGGCAGCCAGCUAUUGUCUAUGAUUUGAUCCUGACAGGAGCAGAUGUCAAUGCUGUGGACAACAAAGGGCAGUCAGCUUUACACCUUGCUGCAACAUAUGGGUAUGCCCAAGUUCUUCAGGUUAUACUGUCACUAGGUUUCCCUCUUGAUUUAGAAAUGAAGGAUUUUGAAGGCCAUACCCCGCUCCACUGUGCUGUCCUGGCCCACAAUGCCCUGCUCCGGGAGCAGGGUUGCCAGACAUUGAUGGAUGAGCAGCAGAAAGACCUUCAGCACCAGAGUGAAGAGCUGGAGUCCUGUAUCCAUCUCCUGGUGCAGACAGGAGCCUCCAUCUACAGCCGGGAUGUGAAAAGCAACAAGACAGUUCUUCAUUAUACAGUCCAGGAUGGAAACAUCUCCCUGCUUAGAUACUUCUUGGAGCUGAAUGCUUUCAAGUCCAGGGACUUUGUCAACAAUAAGGCACAUGGCAACACAGCUUUGCAUAUGGCAGCUGCAUUGCCUCAUGACAAGAACCAGAAAGAAAUCGUCCAGUUGCUCCUUGACCACGGGGCAGACCCGAGCAUCCGAAACUUAGACAACGAUCAGCCAAUCCACAUGGCUCCUUCUGGAAAAGCUGGGGAUCAGGUUAGGCAUUUGCUGAAGAAAGGGAAAGUUGCAUCUGCAUUCAUAUCCUGUCGCCGAAAUGCCAGAUCCUAGGUUGCCUGUGAUUUCUGGAAUGGCUUCAAUUUCAGCUUGCUGAUUGCACAAGGCCUCUUAGAAAAACUGUGAGGAUGGUUAACCAACACAUCCCUGCUUCUGGAGUGUUUAACCAGGGUGGGAUGGCAGUGUUUCUCAACAUGUGGACCACAAGUAGCACGUAAGAUAUCAGAAGAUGAGCUUUCAAAUGGUUGAAAACUUUAUUUUGUUAACAAAUAAUACUAAUAAAUCUCAAGAAUUUGCUUGCAAGUAAGGAGGCAAGCAAAGCAAAUGGCUGUUACAUAAAUAAGCAAAUGUUCAAAGUACAGCCAGCCUUUGAUUUGGUGGCAACCAAAACUCAUGGUGAUGACAGAACACAAGCUGGUAGUUUGUCUUCAAAAGUUUGAGUAUUACUGCUCUAGGACAUAUUUGAACUGUGCCUCUUGUUACGUCCUGUACAGAGGUACUGGUUGAAAGGCUGAAGCCUUUGUGAUGUGCAAUUACCUCCAUUGUUCCUGCUAGCCUGGGAAUGCAGGAACCUGAGGGGAGGGAAAAGACUGGAUGGAAGAGGUCAAGUUAGCCUGAGGAGUCAUCCACAGCUGUAUUUCACCUGAGAGAAUGGACACCUGAACUCAAAAGAUCCAAGUUGAGGGUUCCUGCAAGCUGCUACUACCCCAUUUCUUAGCACUUUGUGGAAGAAAGCUGAAGCAGCUGUCCAUUGCCACAGUCUCUCACCCCACCCCAACAAAGAGGAGAUGCUUAUAAGAGCAAGUAUAUGGGGCAGGUUCUCAGCAGCGCAGGUUCCUGUGGCUUCUGAGUGCUUCCCGGUGAAGGGAUUCCUCUUUGAGACAUCUGAUCCAAUCCAAGUCUCCAGCUCUGAUGGCAAAGAAUAGCUCUGGAAGCACCUCAGACUGGGGAGCUGAACCCUCACCUGAGCUAACGACAGAUCCUUUGGGUCUUCAACAGCUUUUAGGCACGGACAGGGUAGAAAACCUUUGAGCCGUGUGAGCCUGUACACAGCAGGGUCAGAGUGCAAUGUGGAAGAAGAAACUUUUCGUGUUGCUGAAAACCUGACACUCCUCUCACUCCUACGGAUGCUGCCAGGAGAGUGAGAACAGCUAACUGCUGGAGCUCAGCAAAGUGCCUGUAAGGGCAAUCUGACCCUCUAGCUCCAAUUGGACCCACAGACUGCAGCCUGGAGAAGGUGAUGCCAGCAGUGUUAUUCCCUAGGCAAUGAGCAUCCCUUCCUGAAGGGGAUCUCGCUCCUGAACAGGGUAAUAUGUACCCUGCUGGCCUCACGGCAUCCUCAUCUGGAUUUCAUGGGUUCCUCUCAGAUGUGUAACAAGGCAGAAAGAGCUGUACCAUCAUCAGCAGAAAUUUUCAGGUUUGGCUUUUUUCAGUGUGUGGAGGCAGCUUAUCUUGCCUGCCCUAAUCUCUGGGACCUCUUCAGGACAACGCAUGCCUUUCACAGAUCACAAAGCUCUUAUCUCUCGUCAGUAAGUUCCCUGGCCUUCAUAAGUCCCCCAGAUGGGACUUCCAUCCUCUUUUGCCCAGGAAGAGUUAUCCUGAAGGGGCGGCGUCUCAGAGGACUGCUCUGGUGAGAGGUGGCUCAUCCUGGAGGACAGUUUUAGCAGCUUGACUGCAUCUCCUCAUCUGUCAGUGGCCCCAUUACUCCCAAUCAGCCUGGAAGCGAAGUGCUGCUGCUUGGUAAAGCCCAAGGACGGCAUGGUACAUUCUUUCCCUGAUAUUUCCAUGAGGAUGCAUCUUUAUGCUUGUGAAAAGUCAAGGUGCUGAAACUCACCUGUUUCCAUUGUCGUCACUGCCGACAAGUCCCAGCUCUCAGAUUCUGCAGGACUUUGGAGAAGGGCCGUCCCUCAUGAGCUUCCCGGAGCAGAGUGAAGACAGUGCUCAUACUCCACUGGUAAAGUUUCAGCUGAGCCUGAUGAAAAUGUUUUCUACAAUUUAAUGAUGUCUCCACAAUACAUUGUUUGGGAUUUGCUUAAAUGCAAAUCUCUUGAUGUGUGUUUUACACCAAUUUGCAUGGUCAGCCUGGAUCAUUCCCGAAGAGUCUCUUUCCUGUCUGAGCUGACAUUUCAUGGAUGAAAACUGAGCUGAGGUUUACUGAUAGAAAAAUUUUGGGUUAAAGUGAAAAGCUGGUAAGUCUUGCAGUAAUGAGCCAUCUCCUUACAGGUGAGAAACCUGUCUGGAAAAAAAAGGCUUGGGACAAGAGCAUCUUCUCAUGUGUAAGUGUCAGAUACCUGUGUGCUGUUGAAGAUGCACACAGCAGGCGUUACUUGGUGAGUAGUACCGUCUCUCUGGGACCCCACAGGCUAGCUUGUGCAUUACACAAUUAAAACUAGAUCUUUGGACACUGUGAACCCAGGAGGCUUUGCAUGGCAUCCACUGGCACCUGUGGGGAGAGGGGUAACACUCAGCCAGGGACAGCAUGCUCAUGGGACCAGCAGAAACAUCCUUUAGCAAACCCACAUGCUCCUGGGGAGGAGGCCUGGGUUUGGCUCUCUGUUAUCAAGCAAGGGGACCCCUUUCUGAAAGCCUGAGGUUAGUCUCCAGUGAGGUGCCAGCAGGGAAAUCAGGAGCCAGGAAAGGACCUGUUCUUACACUGCUGCUGGACCCAUAUUAAAGGGACCUUUGGCCAGGCGUGCUAUAGCCAGUCCUCUGUUCCCAACCACCAAAUGGUAGUAAGCCUGUUUCUGCAAUAUCUGAACCAACAAGCAGAGUUAAGCCUUUAAAUUAUUCUUUAAGCACCAUAACUUAUAUCCUAGUUCUGAAACAUAUCAGUGUUUGCUCUAAGAGAGCCAUUUCCCCUGCAACAUGGCUAGCACAACCUAUCAAUAUAGUGAGGACAUGCUAUGGUGAGGCAGAUGAUCUCUGGAGUGGUUUCUGUACAAGCAGAGUGGGCUGCUGUGCAGUAUUGCUGUGCUCAUCUUACAUGAGCAGGACAAGACUGGCGCCAAUAUGUUCUUCAUAAUUGAAUAUUUCUCCUCUUGUGGAGUCUGCUGCCAGCUUGCGGGUCUAUUAGGUAAGAUCCAUCCCUCUUUGCAAUUCCAUGCACUUUCCCCAGCAUUGGCCCGGAGAUUAAUUUGGCCUGUUAUGUGAACAACCUUCCUGGGGAAGGCUAUUGGUUUGUUAAGUGUAAUUAUUCUUUUCCUUCAGAAGAAAAAUAAAAUACAGAGAGCAGCAGCUGGCAAAGACUGCAUCUGCUGAGGCUAUCAAGGCAAGUGGAAAAGGCAGAGCUGAAGUAACAUCCUGAAUAAUUUCCAAUAUUCUUAACUUGCAGAAUGACUCAGGUACUCUGCCUGCUUAGACAGGGAGCUCAGGACCAAGAAGACAUCACACAAUCAAGCUCACGGAAGACUCUAGCUCCUGUAUACAGAGUCUUUCACCACAUAUACGAACCCUCUUAUAUAAGACAAGUCUUACUUUGGCCCGUCCAUUCCUGGCCACUCCCUCCUGGUACCCGCAGGUGUCUCAGAUUUGGCUGACAGGUAAUAGAAUGGGCAGAAAGCACCAGGUGGGUCAGGGAAGUGGAGACAGAUGUAAAGUCGCAACAGAAGAGGGCUGUCUUUGCUUUGUCAGCAAUAGGUUUGUUUUGCCACCUGCCUCCUGGCAGACUUCCCAGAUAAUUUUGUCUCCUGUACCAGAUGUUUAUAUACUUUGUUUAGGAUAUACAGGUUAAAUCCCAGCCCCAUUCAAGCUAAUAGCUUUGCACUGUCUAGCCAGUCCAGGUGUUUUCUAUACUGAUUAUAAAAUAACUACAUAGAAAACAACAGAUCCAGCAGAAAAUAAUUAAACCGAGAUAAAAUGUCAGCCAGCCUUCUUUUAGAUGAGAUCCAUCUCUUAGCUUACAUUUUCAUUUGAAAAAGCAUCAGACCCAGAUUCUCUAUAUGAUUUCAUGAAUUUGGGCAUGUACUUUCCAUUCAGAUCAGAAGGGAGAGCAGGUGUAUAUGACUGAAGCAAUUGUCUAUUGGCAAGACACACUUUGCGGCACAUUUUGUACAAUUUCAUUUGGUUUUAGCAUGGCAUUUGCCUGUGCCAAAGCAAACUUUCUGAGCAUUGUGUCUCCAUUUUGUGUUAAAAAAAAAAAAAUCCUGGAACAGCAGAUGUAGCAGUUACCGUAUAUUUGUUUAGUUCAAACUGUCAUUUCAAUCCAUCUUCUCAUAACAGAGUAAAGAGAAUAUCUUGCAUUAUCUCACAGCAGGGACUGCAAUACUGAUGGGUUUUUUAUUUGGCACUUGGCCGGGACACCCAGUUGUGUAGGUUUCGCCUCCGCAGCUUUUGUGCUGCGAGGACCCUCUUGUUUAUGUGAGGAACAACCCUGGAGGCACCAGAAAUUAAAGUAUGUGGUAGUAGCAAAGCCUGUGCUAGUCUUCGCCCUCUACCACUGCCAAGCCAGGUCCGUGCCAGAUGUUGUAAUAAAAAAAGUGGUGCCGGCUCCCGGGAUACGGGUUUCCCAAAACCAAACGCAAGUUAGUCCCGCCGGUGCCUGAAAGGACACCACUGGCGGGUCAGCCCCAAACCGCCCAGGAACCUUUGUGAGGUAGCGCCGCUUCCCAGCGGGCCCUCUGGGCAGCUGCACGCCUGCAGCCGGUUCCUGCGCGGGGAUUGGUCAUCG